Molecule: messenger RNA, 13712 nt
Organism: Peromyscus leucopus (white-footed mouse)
Lineage: Eukaryota; Metazoa; Chordata; Mammalia; Rodentia; Cricetidae
Gene: Apob
Product: apolipoprotein B
Exons: 29
Coding region: 119-13453 (4444 amino acids)
Biological process (GO): triglyceride mobilization; lipoprotein transport; cholesterol transport
Cellular component (GO): low-density lipoprotein particle; very-low-density lipoprotein particle; mature chylomicron
Molecular function (GO): low-density lipoprotein particle receptor binding; cholesterol transfer activity
Source: RefSeq, a predicted model, not a curated record
CCUGCGGAGAACCAGGUGCCUGCCCCGGGUGCCGCCUCGGAAGAGCCUGCAGAACCAGCAGCGGGGCGAGGCCGUGGCCCGGCCACAGCCAGGGAGCCACCCCACCCAUCCACCGGCCAUGGGCCCACGGAGGCCCGCACUGCGGCCGCCGCUGCUGCUGCUGUUCCUGCUGCUGUUCCUGGACACCAGCGUCUGGGCUCAAGAUGAAGUCUUGGAAAACCUCAGCUUGAGCUGUCCAAAAGAUGCAACUCGGUUCAAGCACCUGCGAAAGUAUGUGUACAACUAUGAGGCGGAGAGUUCCAGCAGCGUCCGGGGCACGGCUGAUUCCAGAAGCGCUACCAAAAUCAACUGCAAGGUGGAGCUAGAGGUCCCACAACUCUGCAGUUUUGUCCUGAGGACCAGCCAGUGUACCCUGAAAGAGGUCUAUGGCUUCAACCCUGAGGGCAAGGCCUUGAUGAAGAAAACCAAGAACUCGGAUGAGUUUGCAACUGCCAUGUCCAAGUUCGAACUCAAGCUGGCCAUUUCUAAAGGGAAACAAGUUGUCCUUUACCCUGACAAUGAUGAGCCUAAACACAUCCUGAACAUCAAGAGGGGCAUCAUUUCGGCCCUCCUGGUUCCUCCUGAGACCGAAGAGGACAAGCAAGUGUUGUUCCUGGAUACUGUGUAUGGAAACUGCUCAACCCAGGUUACCGUGAACUCAAGAAAGGGAACCGUGGCAACAGAAAUCUCCACAGACAGAAACCUGCAGCAGUGUGAUGGAUUCCAGCCCAUCAGCACGGCCGUCAGCCCUCUUGCCCUCAUCAAAGGCCUGGUCAACCCCUUGGCAACUCUGGUCAAGAGCAGCCAAUCUUGCCAGUACACCCUGGACCCCAAGAGGAAGGAUGUGUCUCAAGCCAUUUGCAAUGAGCAACACCUUUUCCUCCCUUUCUCCUACAAGAAUAAAUAUGGGAUCAUGACACAUGUUACACAGACACUGAGUCUUGAAGACACACCUAAGAUCAACAGUCGCUUCUUCAAUGAAGGUACCAAGCAGGUGGGUCUGGCCUUUGAGAGCACCAAGUCCACACCACCCCCAAAGCAAGCUGAUGCUAUUUUGAAUACCCUUCAAGAACUGGAAAGACUGUCUGUCUCGGAGCAGAAUGCUCAGAGAGCAAAUCUCUUCAAUAAACUGGUGACUGAGCUGAGAGGCCUCGGGGAUGAAGCAAUCACAUCCCUCUUGCCACAGCUGAUUGGGGUGUCCAGCCCCAUCACUCUGCAAGCCCUGGUUCAGUGUGGACAACCUCAGUGCUACACUCACAUCCUCCGGUGGCUGAAAACUGAGAAGGCUCACCCUCUCCUGAUUGACAUCGCUACCUACCUGGUGGCUCUGAUGCCAAAUCCUUCCACACAGAGGCUGCAGGAGAUCUUUAACACUGCCAGGGAGCAGCAGAGCCGAGCCACCCUGUAUGCAUUGAGCCACGUGGUUAACAACUAUUACACAGUGGACCAUUCAAGUAGCACUGAUCUACAAGAUAUUGCCAAUUACCUGUUGAAAAAGAUUGACAACGAGUGCAUGUGGGAUGAAGACCACACCUACUUGAUUCUGAGGGUCAUUGGAAAUACAGGCAGAACCAUGGAACAGGUCAUGCCAGCACUCAAGUCCUCAGUCCUGAAUUGUGUGAGAAGUAAAAAACCAUCACCACUGAUUCAGAAAGCUGCUAUCCAGGCCUUGAGGAAGAUGGAACUGGGAGAUGAGGCCCAAAGGAUCCUUUUUGAUACAUUUGCGGAUAGUGCCAUUCCUGUGGAGAACAGACUGGCCGCCUAUCUUUUGCUGAUGAAGGGCCCUUCUUCAUCAGAUAUGAGCAGAAUUAUCCAACUUCUCCAAUGGGAACAGAGUGAACAGGUGAAGAACUUCGUGGCGUCUCACAUUGCCAACAUCUUGAACUCGGAAGAACUGUAUGUCCAAGAUCUGAAGAAUUUGAUCAAAAAUGCUCUGGAGCACUCUCAACUUCCAACAAUCAUGGACUUCAGAAAAUAUUCCCGGAACUAUCAAAUUUCCAAAUCUGUUUCUCUCCCAUCAUUUGACCCAGUCUCAGCCAAAAUGGAAGGGAAUCUUAUAUUUGAUCCAAGCAGUUAUCUUCCCAAAGAAAGCAUGCUGAAAACAACCCUCACGAUCUUUGGACUUACUUCAACUGAUCUCUUUGAGAUUGGUUUAGAAGGAAAGGGCUUUGAGCCGACACUGGAAGCUCUUUUUGGUAAGCAAGGAUUCUUCCCAGACAGUGUCAACAAGGCUUUGUAUUGGGUCAAUGGACAAGUUCCUGAUCGUGUCUCCAAGGUCUUAGUGGACCACUUUGGCUAUACCAGAGAUGACAAGCAUGAACAGGACAUGGUGAAUGGAAUCAUGCCCAUGGUGGACAAGCUGAUCAAAGAUUUGAAAUCUAAAGAAAUCCCUGAAGCCAGAGCUUACCUCCGCAUCUUAGAAGAAGAACUUGGUUUUGUCAAGCUCCAAGACCUCCAAGUCCUGGGAAGGCUGUUUCUGAAUGGUGCACAAACAUUGCAGGGGAUUCCCCAGAUGAUUGCACAGGCCAUCAGGGAUGGGUCAAAGAAUGACUUGUUUCUUCACUACAUCUUCAUGGACAAUGCCUUUGAGCUCCCUACUGGAGUGGGGUUACAGCUGCAAGUGUCCUCCUCUGGAGUCAUCACCCCUGGGAUCAAGGCUGGAGUGAGAAUGGAAUUAGCCAACAUUCAGGCAGAGCUGGUGGCAAAGCCUUCUGUGUCCGUGGAGUUUGUGACAAAUAUGGGCACCAUCAUCCCAGACUUUGCUAAGAGUGGCGUCCAGAUGAACACUAACUUCUUCCAUGAGUCAGGCCUGGAGGCUCGAGUGGCCCUGAAGGCCGGACAGCUGAAGGUCGUCAUUCCUGCUCCAAAGAGGCCAAUCAAGCUGUUCAGUGGCAGCAACACACUGCACUUGGUCUCCACCACCAAAACAGAGAUGAUCCCUCCUCUGGUCGAGAACAGGCAGUCCUGGUCAACUUGCAAACCUUUCUUCACUGGUAUGAACUACUGUACCACGGGGGCUUACUCCAAUGCCAGCACCACAGAGUCUGCUUCCUACUACCCCCUGACAGGGGACACAAGGUAUGAGCUGGAGCUGAAGCCCACAGGAGAGGUGGAGCAGUAUUCGGCCAGUGCAACCUAUGAAUUCCAAAAAGAGGACAAGGUGGACACACUGAAGUUCCUAGUUCAAGCAGAAGGAGUACAGCAGUCCGAGGCUACUGCAGUGUUCAAGUACAAUCGGCGAAGCAGGACUUUAUCCAGCGAAGUCCUAAUUCCAGGGUUUGAUGUUGACUUUGGGACAAUCCUCAGACUCAGUGAUGAAUCCGCUAAGGACAAAAACGCUUACAAACUCAUCCUGGACAUUCAGAACAAAAAGAUCACUGAGGUCGCUCUUGUGGGCCAUGUGAGUUAUGACAGAAGGGUAGAUGGCAAGAUCAAAGGUGUCAUUUCCAUACCACGUUUGCAAGCAGAAGCCAGGAGUGAGAUCCACACCCACUGGUCCCCCACCAAACUGCUGUUCCAAAUGGACUCCUCUGCUACAGCGUAUGGCUCAACCAUCUCCAAGAGAGUGGCAUGGCGUUAUGACAAUGAGAAAAUCGAAGUUGACUGGAACGCGGGAACCAACGUGGAUACCAAAAAAGUAGCCUCCAAUUUCCCUGUGGAUCUUUCCAGUUAUCCUAGAACUUUGCAUGAGUAUGCCAAUGGUCUCCUGGAUCACAGAGUCCCUCAGACAGACAUGACUUUCCGGCACAUGGGUUCCAAAUUAAUUGUUACAACAAACACAUGGCUUCAGAUGGCAUCCAGGGGUCUCCCUUACUCCCAGAUGUUACAGGAUCACCUCAAUGGCCUCUCGGAGUUGAACCUCCAGAAAAUGGGAUUGCCUGACUUCCACAUCCCAGACAACCUCUUUCUAAAGAGCGAUGGCCGGGUCAAAUAUACAUUGAACAAGAACAGUAUAAAACUGGACAUUCCUUUGCCUUUGGGUGGCAAGUCUUCAAAAGAUCUAAGGAUGCCAGAGAGUGUGAGAACACCAGCCCUCAACUUCAAGUCUGUGGGAUUCCAUCUGCCAUCUCAAACGUUCCAGGUCCCCACUUUUACAAUCCCCAAGACACAUCAACUGCAAGUGCCUCUCUUGGGUGUUCUAGACCUUUCCACAAAUGUCUACAGCAACUUGUACAACUGGUCAGCCUCCUAUACUGGUGGCAACACCAGCAAAGACCACUUCAGCCUUCGGGCUCAGUACCGCAUGAAGGCUGACUCCGCGGUUGACCUGUUUUCCUACAGCGUGCAAGGAUCUGGAGAAACAACAUAUGACAGCCAGAGUACAUUCACAUUGUCGUGUGAUGGGUCUCUACAUCACAAAUUUCUAGAUUCAAAAUUCAAAGUCAGUCAUGUAGAAAAAUUUGGAAACACGCCAGUCUCAAAAGGUUUGCUAACAUUUGAAGCAUCUAGUCCCUUGGGACCACGGAUGUCUGCUACUGUUCACCUGGACUCAAAAAAGAAGCAGCAUUUGUAUGUCAAAGAAAUCAAGGUUGAUGGACAGUUCAGAGCAUCCUCGUUUUAUGCUCAAGGCAGAUAUGGCCUGUCUUGUGAGAGAGACCCUACCACCGGCCAGCUGAGUGGGGAAUCCAACAUGAGGAUUAACUCCACCUACCUCCAGGGCACCAACCAGAUAGUGGGAGUGUACCAGGAUGGAACCUUCUCCCUCACCUCUACCUCUGAUCUGCAAGAUGGCAUAUUCAAGAACACAGCUUCCCUGAAAUAUGAAAACUAUGAGCUGACCCUGAAAUCUGACAGCAGUGGACAGUAUGAGAACUUCGCUGCUUCUAACAAGCUGGACCUGACAUUCUCUAAGCAAAGUGCAUCGCUACGUUCUGAACAUCAGGCCAAUUACAAGUCCCUGAGGCUUGUCACCCUCCUUUCUGGAUCAGUCACUUCCCAGGGUGUGGAAUUAAAUGCUGACAUCUUGGGCACUGACCAAAUUAAUACCGGCGCUCACAAGGCAACACUAAAGAUUACCCGGGAUGGACUGUCCACCAGUGCAACCAGCAACUUGAAGUACAGCCCCCUGCUGCUGGAGAAUGAGUUGAAUGCAGAGCUGGGCCUCUCUGGGGCAUCCAUGAAAUUAUCAACAAAUGGCCGCUUCAAGGAACACCAUGCAAAAUUCAGUCUGGAUGGAAAAGCUGCCCUCACAGAGGUCUCGUUGGGAAGCAUUUACCAGGCCAUGAUUCUGGGUGCAGACAGCAAAAACAUCUUCAACUUCAAACUCAGCCGAGAAGGGCUGAGGCUGUCCAAUGACAUGAUGGGUUCUUAUGCUGAAAUGAAACUCGACCAUGCACACAGUCUAAGCCUUGCAGGUCUCUCACUGGACGUCUCCUCAAAAAUGGACAACAUCUACAGUGCAGACAAGUUUUAUAAGCAGAAUUUUAACUUGCAGCUACAGCCCUAUUCUUUUGUAGCUGCUUUAAGCAGUGACUUGAGAUACAACGCUCUAGAUGUGGCCAACAGUGGGAGGUUACGGCUGGAACCACUGACGCUGAACGUGGGUGGGAACUUUAAAGGAACCUAUCAAAAUCAUGAGCUAAAACACAUCUAUACCCUCUCUUAUGCUGACCUAAUAGUAGCCAGUUACAGAGCAGACACUGUCGCCAAGGUUCAGGGCGUGGAAUUCAACCAUCGGCUUAACGCGGACAUCAAUGGGCUGGCUUCCUCUGUUGACGUCAUCACCAACUAUAAUUCAGAUCCACUGCACUUUAACAAUGUUUUCCACUUGGUUUUGAAACCAUUCCACUUGGGCAUCGACACACACACGAGUGGAGAUGGGAAACUGGCUCUCUGGGGAGAACACACCGGGCAGCUGUAUAAUAAGUUUCUGCUGAGAGCAGAACCCCUGGCACUCACUUUCUCUCACGAUUUCAAAGGAUCCACAAACCACGAUCUUGUGCACAAAAGCAGUAUCAGUACCGUUCUUGAACAUACAGUGAGUGCCCUGCUCACACCUGCGGAGCAGACAAGCCGCUGGAAAUUCAAGACCAGACUGAAUGACAAGGUAUACAGCCAGGACUUUGAAGCCUACAACACUAAAGACAAAAUCGGUGUUGAGCUUAGUGGACGGGCUGACCUCUCUGGGCUGGACUCACCAAUUCAAGUGCCAUUUUUCCACAGCGAACCUGACAAUGUCCUUAAUGACUUAGAGAUAAAUGAUGCUGUGGACAAGCCCCAAGAAUUUACAAUUGUUGCUUUUGUGAAGUAUGAUAAGAACCAGGAUGUUCACACCAUCAGCCUCCCGUUCUUUAAAAGCCUGCCGGAGUAUUUGGAGAGAAAUCGAAGAGGAAUCAUAACUCUACUGGAAGCCAUGCAGGGAGAAUUGCAACGCAUCAAUAUUGAUGAGUUUGUGAGGAAGUACAAAGCAGCCCUGAGCAGACUUCCACGGCAAAUCCAUGAUUAUCUGAAUGCAUCUGACUGGGAGAGACAAGCAACCAAUGCUAAGGAAAAAUUAACUGCUUUUAUGGAAAAUUAUAAAAUUACAGACAAUGAUGUACUAAUUGCAUUAGAUAGUGCCAAAAUCAACUUCAAUGAAAAACUUUCUCAACUUGAGACAUACGUGAUACAAUUUGAUCAGUAUAUUAGAGAUAAUUAUGAUCCACAGGAUUUUAAAAAAGCUAUUGCUCAGAUCAUUGAUCGAAUCAUUGAAACGUUAAAAAUUCUUGAUGAACAGUAUCAUAUCCGUGUAAAUCUAGAAAAAUCAAUCCAUAACCUGUAUUUAUUUGUUGAAAAUGUUGAUCUUAACAAAAUCGGCAGCAGUGCAGCCUCUUGGGUCCAAAAUGUGGAUACUAAAUAUCAAAUCAGAAUCCAGAUACAAGAGAAACUGCAGCAGCUCAGGACACAGAUUCAGACUAUAGACAUUCAACAGCUGGCUGCAGACUUGAAACAACAGGUUGAAGCUAUUGAUGUCACCAAGCAUUUAGAUCAAUUGAGAACUGCAAUUCUAUUCCAAAGAAUAAAUGACAUUAUUGAGCGUGUCCAACACUUUGUUAGGAAUCUUAUUGAGGAUUUUAAAGUAACUGAGAAAAUCAAUACUUUUAGAGCUAUAGUCCAUGAGUUAAUUGAGAAAUAUGAAGUAGACCGGCAACUCCAUGUUUUAAUGGAUAAAUCAGUAGAGUUGGCCCACAGAUACAGCCUGGGUGAGGCUCUUCAGAAACUAAGCAAUGUGCUACAACAAAUUGAGAUAAGAGAUUACUAUGAGAAAUUUGUUGGGUUUAUCGAUGAUGCUGUCAAGCGGCUGAAAGCAUUGUCUUUCAAAAAUGUCAUCCAAGAACUAAAUAGAUAUCUUGACAUGUUGGUGAAGAUGUUAAAAGCAUUUGACUAUCACCAGUUCAUAGAUGAAACCAACAGCAAAAUACGUGAGGUGACUCGGAGAAUCAAUGUUGAAAUCCAAGCUCUUGAACUUCCACAGAAAACUGAAGCGUUGAAACUGCUAGCAGGAGACUUCAAAGCCACGGUCUCCACCUACCUGGAAAGACUCAAAAACACCAAAGUAACCGUGCUUAUUGAUUGGCUGCAGGAUGCUCUGGUUCACAUAAAAGCCCAUUUCCAAGACACUCUAGAAGAUGUGCGAGACCGACUUUAUCAAAUGGACAUUCAGUGGGAACUCGAACACUUCUUAUCCUUGGUAAGCCAAGUGUACAAUACACUGGUCACCUAUAUUUCUGACUGGUGGAUUCUAACUGCUAAGAACAUUACAGAUUUUGCAGAGCAAUACUCUAUCCAAAACUGGGCUGAGAGUGUGAAAAGGCUGGUGGAACAAGGGUUCACUGUCCCCGAAAUCCGAACAUUUCUGGGGACCAUGCCUGCCUUUGAGGUCAGUCUCCGUGCUCUCCAAGAAGCUAACUUUCAGACUCCUGACUUCAUAGUCCCCCUGACGGAUUUGAGGAUCCCAUCAAUUCAGAUAAACUUCAAAACAUUGAAGAAUGUAAAAAUCCCAUCAAGAUUUUCUACCCCAGAAUUCACUCUCCUCAAUACCUUCCAUAUCCCCUCCUUUACAAUAGACUUGCUGGAAAUAAAAGCAAAGAUUAUCAGAACUAUUGACCAAAUGCUGAGCAGUGAGCUACAGUGGCCUCUUCCAGAAGUGUACCUGAGAGACCUGGAGAUGGUGAACAUCCCUCUUGCAAGACUCACUCUGCCGGACUUCCAUGUACCAGAAAUCACAAUUCCAGAAUUCACAAUCCCAAAUGUCAAUUUCAAAGAUUUUCAAGUUCCUGAUCUUCACAUACCAGAAUUCCAGCUUCCUCGUCUCUCACACACAAUUGAAAUACCUGCUUUUGGCAAACUUCAUGGCAUCCUGAAGAUCCAGUCUCCCCUCUUUACAUUAGAUGCGAAUGCCAACAUACAGAAUGUAACUACUUCACAGAACAGAGCUGAGAUUGUGGCUUCUGUCGCUGCUAUGGGAGAGUCCAAAUUUGAAGCUCUCAAUUUUGAUUUUGAAGCACAAGCUCAAUUCUUGGAGCUAAAUCCUAAUCCUAACCCUCUGGUCCUGAAGGAAUCUAUGAACUUCUCCAGUAAACAUGUGAGGAUGGAGCAUGAGGGUGAGCUAUUAUUUUCGGGAAAGGCCAUUGAGGGAAAAUCAGACACUGUUGCCAGUUUAUACACAGAGAAAAAUACAGUGGAGUUUAAUAACAGUAUGAUUGUCAAGAUAAACAAUCAGCUCACCCUUGACAGUCAUACAAAGUACUUUCACAAGUUGAGUAUCCCCAGGCUGGACUUCUCCAGUAAGGCUUCCUUUAACAAUGAAAUCAAGACACUAUUGGAAGCUGGACAUGUGGCAUGGACUUCUUCAGGGACAGGGUCAUGGAAUUGGGCCUGUCCCAACUUCUCAGAUGAGGGCAUACAUUCAUCCAAAAUUAGCUUCACUGUAGAAGGACCCGUUGCUUCUUUUGGACUGUCUAAUAACAUAAAUGGCAAGCACCUGAGGGUCAUCCAAAAACUGGCAUACGAAUCUGGCUUCCUCAACUAUUCUAAGUUUGAAGUUGAAUCGAAAGUUGAAUCUCAGCACGUGGGCUCCAGCAUUCUAACUGGCAAGGGAACAGUACUGCUCAGAGACGCAAAGGCAGAAAUGACUGGGCAGCACCAUGCUGACUUACAUGGAAAAGUUAUCGGGACUUUGAAAAAUUCUCUUUUCUUUUCGGCACACCCGUUUACAAUUACUGCAUCCACAAAUAAUGAAGGGAAUUUGAAAGUUAGUUUUCCACUAAAGUUGACUGGUAAAAUAGACUUCUUGAAUAACUAUGCACUAUUUCUGAGCCCUCAUGCCCAGCAAGCAAGCUGGCAAGCAGGUGCUAGAUUCAAUCAGUACAAAUACAAUCAAAAUUUUUCUGCUAUUAACAAUGAACACAACAUGGAAGUCCAUAUAGGGAUGAAUGGAGAUGCCAACUUGGAUUUCUUAAACAUACCUUUAACAAUUCCUGAAAUUACUCUACCUUAUACAGGGCUCACAACUCCCUUACUGAAGGAUUUCUCCAUAUGGGAAGAAACAGGCUUGAAAGAAUUUUUGAAGACAACAAAGCAAUCGUUUGAUUUAAGUGUAAAGGCUCAAUAUAAAAAGAACAGAGACAGGCAUGCCUUUAUGAUUCCUCUGAGCACUUUUUAUGAGUUUAUUCUCAACAAUGUCAACUCCUGGGACAGGAAAUUUGAGAAAGUCAGAGACAGUACAUUAGAUUUUCUUACCACAUCCUAUAAUGAAGCAAAAAUUAAGUUUGAUGAGUACAAAACAAAAAAUUCCCUCAUUCAUUUCCCUAGGAAUCUUCUCAAGUUUUCCCUCCCAGAUUUUAAGGAAUUGAGCCCUAUUGACAAUAUUUAUAUUCCAGCCCUGGGCAAUUUUACCUAUGACUUUUCUUUCAAAUCAAGUGUCAUCACACUGAAUACCAAUGCUGGACUUUAUAACCAGUCAGACAUUGUUGCUCGUUUCCUCUCUUCCUCUUCAUUUGUCACGGAUGCCCUGCAGUACAAAUUGGAGGGUACUUCACGUCUGACGCAGAAAAGAGGACUGGCCAUAGCUGUUUCUCUCACUAACAAAUUUGUAAAAGGCAAUCAUGACAGCACCAUUAGCUUAACCAAGAAAAACAUGGAAGCAUCCGUGAAAACAACUGCAAGCCUCCAUGUUCCCAUUUUAACAAUGAACUUCAAGCAGGAACUUAACGGAAAUGUCAAGUCAAAGCCCACUCUCUCAUCAUCCAUUGAACUAAACUACGACUUCAACUCCUCAAAGCUGCACUCCACUGCUAAGGGAGGUAUCAACCACAAGUUCAGCUUGGAAAGUCUCACUUCCUACUUUUCCAUUGAGUCAUCCACCAAAGGAAAUAUCAAAGGUUCUGUCCUUUCGCAGGAAUAUUCAGGAAGUGUUGCCAGCGAGGCCAACACAUACCUGAAUCCUAAGGGUACUCGGUCUUCAGUAAGGCUACAAGGAGCUUCCGUAGUUGAUGGUAUCUGGAACAUUGAAGUAGGAGAAAAUUUUGCUGGGGAAGCCACUCUCCGACGCAUCUACGCCACAUGGGAACACAGUAUUAAAAACCAUUUGCAGGUAGACAACUUCUUUGUCACAAAAGGAAAGCAAAUGUGCAGAGCCACCCUGGAGCUCUCCCCAUGGACAAUGUCAACCCUUCUACAGGUUCAUGUGAGUCAACCCAGUUCCCUUCUUGAUCUCCAUCACUUUGACCAGGAAGUGACCCUGAAAGCCAAUACUAAGAACCAGAAGGUCAUCUGGAAAAGUGAAGCCCAGAUUGAUUCACAGGUCCUUCAGCACAAUGUGCAGUUCUCCAAUGACCAAGAAGAGGUACACCUUGAUAUUGCAGGAUCCACAGAAGGACAAACCAUCUUUCUACCAGUAUACUUGCAGAAACUCCUACAGAUGGAUGGAAAGAGACAGUAUCUUCAGGCUUCAACGUCUCUUGUGUAUACCAAAAACCCCAAUGGCUAUCUCUUUUCACUGCCUGUGCAAGAACUGGCUGAUAGAUUCAUUAUACCGGGGCUGAAACUAAAUGACUUCAGUGGAAUAAAAAUCUAUAAGAAAUUAAGUACCUCACCAUUUGCCCUCAACCUAACAAUGCUCCCCAAGGUAAAUUUCCCUGGGAUUGAUGUAUUAACACAAUACUCUAAACCGGAGGACUCCUCUGUUCCUGCCUUUGAGGUAACUAUACCUGAAGUUCAGUUCAUUGUGUCCCAGUUCACACUUCCAAAGAGCUUUCCAGUUGGCAAUGCUGGCUUCGGUCUGAAUGAGAUAGCCAACAUGAUUGCAGGUGUGGAUCUGCCUAGCGUCACCCUGCCUGAGCAAACCGUUGAGAUCCCACCUGUCAAGUUCUCUGUACCUGCAGGAAUUUUCAUUCCUUUCUUUGGAGCACUGACUACACAUGUUGGGGUGGCUUCUCCUGUGUAUAAUGUCACUUGGAGUGCUGGUUUGAAAAACAAAGCAGAUCAUGUUGAAACCUCCCUGGAUUCCACGUGCAGUUCAAUCUGGCAGUUUCUGGAGUAUGACCUAAAAGUUGUGGGAACACACAAAAUUGAAGAUCAUAUGUUCAUCUGUAAGAACAAAGGAACACUUCAACACCGUGACUUCAAUGUGGAGUACAAGGAUGAUGGUGUAUUUAAAGGACUUUGGGUCUGGCAGGGAGAGGCUCACCUUGACAUCACCAGCCCCAUGUUGACUGAGCUCCAUCUGCACUACAAAGAAGAUGAGAAAAGUCUGUCUGCCUCAGCAGUCUCCCCAGCCAUAGGCACUGUGGGUCUGGAGUCAAGCAGAGAUGACCAGAGUGUGGAGCUGAAUGUUUACUUCUUUCCUCAGUCCCCUCUAGACAGAAAACUCAGCAUAUUCAAAACCGAGUGGAGGUUCAAGAAGCCUGAGGAUGGAAAGCACAUCAAAAUUAAUUGGGAAGAAGAGGCAGCUUCCAGAUUGCUGGGCUCCCUAAAAAGCAAUGUGCCCAAGGCUACAGAGGCUAUCUAUGAUUAUGUCAAUAAGUGCUACCUGGGAAAUGCUUCUUCAGAGCUCAGGAGGAGUCUGCAGAACAAUGCUGAAAGUGCUAGAAAGAAGAUUUAUAAAAUGAACAUGGAUUUCCAGAAGGCAGCCCAUGAUGCCUACCAGGAGUGGAAAGGCAAGACCCAGAAUCUGUAUGAGGAAAUGUUGGCUCAAGAGGGCCAAAGCAUCCCAGAGAGACUCCAGGACACCGUGGUAGACAGCCUAGUAUAUGUUACUCACAAGUACCACAUGGCAGUCACGUUUCUCACUGACUCAUUCAUUCAUUUCCUGAAAAACAAUACAUUCCAGCUCCCAGGUAAUGGCGGAAUGUAUACUAUCGAUGAACUCUGUACGAUGGUCAUGAGGGAAACGUUGAAGCCACUGUCUCAGCUAUGUUCAAGUUUCUAUGGCAGUUUAGAAAAACUGCUUUCCUAUGUCCAAGACCUAGCUGAGAAAUUGGGCUUAAUCAAUGGCAUAAAAUUUAAAUUUCCUUUUGUUUCAAAAGCCAGCAAACUGCCAGAUGUGAUUCUGGAAUACAGGAAGCUCUUAAACAUUUCAUCAGACUUAAUCCAAGAGUACUCUAAAGCCCUCCAGAAUACUAACUUCACAGAAAUACUAAGUGAUCUUCAGAUCAUUUUGGAGAGAAUUUUAGACAUCACAGAAGAACAUAUUCAAUGCCUAAACAACAAAGAAUCUUCUUGCUUCACUGAUUAUAUCAAUACAAUCUUCAAAAUACAUAUCCCAAAUGCUUUGAAAUUCCUAAAAGAACUAUAUCCUAUCUUCAGUGAAUUCAAUGACUCUGUUCAAAGCAUACUUCAGGAGGGGUCCUACAAACUACAGCAGGUCCAUCAGUACAUAAAGGCUCUUCGUGAAGAGUAUUUUGAUCCAAGCAUGGUUGGCUGGACAGUAAAAUAUUAUGAAGUAGAAGAAAAGGUGGUCGACCUGAUCAAGUCCCUCUUAGUUAUCCUGAGGGAUUUCUAUUCUGAACACAGUGCCAGGGCUAUUGAUUUUGCUUCCAAAAUCACAACUCAGGUUGAGCAAUUCAUGCCCAGGGAUAUCCAAGAAUGUCUUAGCAUCCUUGCUGAUAUAAAUGGAAAAGGGAAGGAGAAGAUUGCAGAGCUUUCUAUUAUGGCAAAGGAAACAAUUAAAAGCUGGCCCACUGUAAUGAAGGGAACCAUUUCUGAGUACCACCAACAGUUCAGUUCCAAACUGCAGGAUUUUUCUGACCAGUUCUCUGAUUACUAUGAAGAAUUCAUUGCCGAGUCCACAAGACUGAUUGAUCUAUCCAUUCAAAGCUACCAUGAGUUACUAAGAUACAUCACCAAGUUACUGAAAGAGUUGCAGGUGGCCACAGCCAAUAAUGUGAGCCCCUACAUUAAGCUUGCCCCAGGAGAACUGAUUAUCACUUUCUGAUUCAUUUAUUCAUCUAUUCCAAUUAAACUUUCACAUAGUAGGAGACUUGACAUGCUACUAUAAAAACCAUCCAACUGAACCAGCCCUGCAGCUGACAGUAAGAUGCACGUGUGAACUAGGCCUAGAACCACACUGGCAUAAGAACCAGGAACUCAGGAAGACACAUUUUUACAAGUUAGAGAAAAAAUCAAGAUCUGAGUUAUUUUGUUAAACUUGGGAGGGGGUGAACAAAUAAAUGACUUCUUUAUUGUGCAUCAUA